AUGCCGAGGACGAAAAGGAGUCGGAAAAGUGCAGAGGAAAAAGAGGGAGAAGAAAUGAAAGUGGUGUUGAAAAAGCCUCGGAAGACAACGAAGUGUAGCAGAGUCAAGGAACAGCCGAAAAGGGAGGUUAUGGUUAAAAGGAAGAGUAGAGUGGAAAAGAAAUCUGCAAACGUCAAAAAGCUUAAAAUUGACAGUAAGGAGGGCGUGGCUUCAGGGUCUAGUGGUUCUAAAAUCAAAAGUCAGAAGCAGGCUCGGGCUAGAAAUAGUAGUGUUGAAGCUGGUGAAACUGGAGCAGCGUCAAAGACCAUCAAAGUGAUGACAUGGAACGUUGCAGGUAUCAGAGCCUGGGUCAAAAAAAAAGCACAUCAAAUCUUGAAGGAUGAGUCACCGGACUUUUUUGCGUUGCAAGAGACAAAAUGCGACUCUAUACCUAAAGAGAUGGAUAUCAAAGGUUACCACCACUAUUUAGAAUCACCUGCUGAUAAGUCUGGUUACGCAGGAGUAUUGAUCCUUACAAAGGAACCACCUACAAAAGUAGCUUAUCAUUUCCUGCAGUUAAUGGGUUUUAAAAGGCUUAAAGGUUUUAAUAUGCUUCUUGUCGUCAUUUAUGGAUCACAGCUGCAUGACGCUGCGAGAGGUCGUCUGAUUGUCGCUGAAUUUGAUCGGUAUUACAUCAUUAAUUCAUACGUCCCAAACAGUGGUAGAGGUCUAGUCAAUCUCGAAAAACGGAAGCUUUGGGAAGACUGGUUUCUUCCCGAACUAAAAAAAUUAGAUGCAGAAAAGCCUGUAAUUUAUACGGGUGAUCUGAAUGUGGCUCACGAGGAAAUAGAUUUGGCGAAUCCGAAGACGAAUAAAAAUAGAACCGCAGGUUUUACUGAUCAAGAGCGGGAUGAUUUCACUCGUCUUCUAGAUGCUGGCUUUGUUGAUGUUUUUCGAAAACUGAAUCCAGAUAAGGAAGGUGCGUACACUUUCUGGUCAAAUAUGCAUGGCGCACGAGCCAAGAAUGUUGGAUGGAGGCUAGACUACUUCGUCGUUAGCGAACGGUUGUUUGAUAAAGUGAAGCGAUGUGAGAUCUUGAAAGAAGUCACAGGCAGCGAUCAUUGCCCUCUCCUUCUUGAGUUCUCAUUAUAA
Messenger RNA from Enterobius vermicularis (human pinworm), 1131 nucleotides. The record is from the annotation of a GenBank genome assembly. Lineage: Eukaryota; Metazoa; Nematoda; Chromadorea; Rhabditida; Oxyuridae.